AUGGCUAAGACAGCUUCUACAUUUGUUCACCCCAUCAUCUUCCUUGUUAUGUUUGCCUUGGUUAAGCAGAAUGUGGGAUGCACAGCAAGUAUGGGACCAUGUGAAAAAGGUAAAAGCUGUACUACCAAAUGCAAGGUUACGAUUGGACAAAUAGCUAAUGGCUACUGUGACCGCAGCACUUGUGGACUUGGAGAGUGUGUUUGUGUCUAUCCUUGUCCACCUCCUAAGACCCAUUUGUGAUUUGUACUUCGAAAUAUUUCACUUCUUCAAAACGUAUAAGCUGGAAUCUAAAAGUUUAAAGCUCAAUGUU
Brassica napus (rape) is the source of this 310-nucleotide messenger RNA. Its product is annotated as defensin-like protein 172. The record is from RefSeq and is a predicted model, not a curated record. Bases 1 to 240 code for a protein of 79 amino acids. The transcript has 2 exons. Lineage: Eukaryota; Viridiplantae; Streptophyta; Magnoliopsida; Brassicales; Brassicaceae.